Molecule: messenger RNA, 8053 nt
Organism: Acanthaster planci (crown-of-thorns starfish)
Lineage: Eukaryota; Metazoa; Echinodermata; Asteroidea; Valvatida; Acanthasteridae
Gene: cenpe
Product: centromere protein E
Biological process (GO): mitotic cell cycle; microtubule-based movement
Cellular component (GO): microtubule
Molecular function (GO): ATP binding; microtubule motor activity; microtubule binding
Source: RefSeq, a predicted model, not a curated record
UUAAAUGUCUGCACCGCAGCAAUAAAAAUCCUCACCCAACACGGUCAACAGAACAGGUCAAAUGUGGCAUCGCUAUUUUUCUGAGGGAGUCACAUUUUUCGCAAGACUGAGCUGUGAUGGAUAAUGUACAUGUUGCUAUUCGAGUGCGUCCCUUAAUUCAGAGGGAGAAGCAAGUGGAUGCAGUGACACACUGGAAGGCAGACACCCACACAAUCACCCAGGUGGACCAGCGGGGCAAGGCCUGCAGGAAGGAAUACCUGUUUGAUCGUGUGUUUGACUCCAGCGAGACAACCAAUGACGUGUACGAGGAGAUUGCUCAGCCUAUCGUGGUGGAGGCCAUGGAUGGCAUUAACGGCACAAUUUUUGCCUACGGGCAAACAUCGAGUGGAAAGACUUAUACCAUGAUGGGGGACAGUGAAUCCCCUGGCAUCAUCCCCUGUGCGGUACAAGACAUCUUUGACAGCAUUCAGAAUACACCGAACCGCGAGUUCCUCCUGCGAGUCAGCUACAUGGAGCUGUAUAACGAAGGGCUGUGUGACCUGCUGAGUAACGAGAAAAAGAGCCUCCAAAUCAGAGAAGUUGAUAAACGUGUCUUUGUCCACGACUUGACGGAAGAAGUUGUCACCCAGCCAGAGGAUGUCCUUCAGCUGCUCAAGAAAGGAGAAGCUCGGCGUCAUUUCGGCCAGACAGACAUGAACGAACGGAGUAGCCGCUCCCACACAAUAUUCUGCAUGAUCGUUGAGUCCAGGGAGAGGGCUGAUCGGAAGAGGUCUAUGGAGCUGGCUGUUAAAGUGUCUCAUUUGAAUCUCGUGGACCUGGCCGGAUCGGAGCGGGCCAACGAGACGAAGGCGGAGGGAACCAGGCUGAAAGAAGCCUGCCGCAUCAACCAGAGCCUGCACCAGCUGGCCAUGGUCAUCAACAAGCUCAGCCAAGGAGCGGACUUCAUCCCCUUCCGGGACUCCAAGCUGACCCGGAUCCUCCAGACGUCGCUGGGAGGAAACGCCAAGACAGCUAUCAUCUGCACCAUCACCCCAGCCUCCAUCGACCAGACCCACAGCACCCUCCAGUUUGCCAGCCGUGCGAAGACCAUCAAGAACACGCCAGAGGUCAACGAGGUCCUUUCGGACGAGGCCAUGAUGCAACGGCAAAAGAAGGAGAUCCAGGAACUCAAGAGAAAGAUCCUAGAGCUUGAGCAGCAGGGCGAGGUGUUGGAAGAGAAGGCCAGCCUCCACGAGCAGCAGGAGCAGAGGAUCAAGAUGCUGGAGAAGAUGAUCCUGGUGUCAGGAGGGGGUCGCAUCAUGCCCGGCUCAGAGACCAAGAAAGCCAAGUACAAGCGUCGUCAGACCUGGUGUCCAGGCACCGGCCCUCUCCCUCUCCUGCCGAUCACCAAGCCGGCCGCCCCCUCAACGAUCGAGGAGGCAUCCUUCGUCUCGCAGAGGACCCACAAUUCCUCGGACGGAGCUGACUCGUCCCCGUCAGCCUCCAUCAGCCCCACCGCCUCCACCUGCAGCGAUGACUUCUCUCGCACUAAAGAGCUGGAGUUCAUGGAGGACAUGGAGAGUAGGGAGAACCUGGGAGAGGACAACAGCUUCCUGGCUCCGCUUCCCCUCAGCCCUCAGAGGCAGAGGAGGAAGCGACGCCGGGCUCACGUACACUUCUCCAUGCCCGGGGAAUCAAACACUGCAGAUGUGGAAUGCCAAACUGAGCCAUCAGAGGCAGACAAAAGCAGUGAUAGUGAAAUUAACCAUGAUGACAAGGUAGUCAACUUGGAGGAGGGAAAGAUGUCGGAGGAACUUCAAGAGGCACUGGAGCAAUCAAAGAAACAAGCAGAGGGCCUUCAGGCCAGAAUUGUGGAGUUAGAGAAUAUUACUUCCUCCAGGGAAGGAGCAGAGGAGGCAACGAAAGAGGCUCUACAAGCAUCGAAUGAUCGCUGCUGCGAGCUGCAGCGUCAAGUCGCCUGUCUCGAAGGGAAAGUAGCAGGGCUGGAAGACGAGAAAGCUGCAGCGUCACAGCAACUGCAGAGCCAGGAAGCCCUGAUACAGGAAUGCAAAGAGUGGAGGGAGAAGAGCCAAGAACUGGAGAGGAAGGUGUGUCGUCUCGAAGAGGAGAACGAGAUGGUGAAUCAGCUGUCAGAUGCCUUGUGCCUGUCCGAGGAGAAAGUGGGGGAGCUUGAGAGCCAUAUCCAGGAUGCUGAUUGCAGAGUUGCCGCCCUGACUGAGGAAGUCUGCGCAUUGACGGCUCAGCUCAAAGAGAAGCAGGGCUCGGCAGCCGACACUGCCAACAAAUUGGAGCUUGAAAUCCUGGCCCUAAAGGCGCAAUUGGAGGAGCGCAAUGAAGCCCUCUCCCUGGCCUCUCAGAAGUCGGCAGUGGAGGUGUCAGGCCUACAGGAAACCAUCCAGGGGCUGGAGGCGGCCGUCUCUCAUCUGAAGAUGGAGCGGGAGGAGUUGUCAGCUCUCCCCCAGAGUCUCAAGGAGAGAGAGGCUAAAAUUGAGGAGCUGUGCCGGAUGCAACAACAAGCAGAAGAAGCCAUCACUACCUUGAAGCAGGAGAAGGCUGUAAUGAGCCAACAGUUGGAUGAACAAAAUUCCCAGAGUAAACAGAACUACAGAGAAGCCGAUGAGCAUACUGCCAAAGUUCAAGAGCUUGAGGAGGCCGUUCAGUUGCGGGAUGAAGAGCUGGAGGUGGUGAACCAACUCCUGGAGGAGCAGCGACUGGAGCUGGAGGCCGUCAACCAGAUCCUGGACAGGCAGCGAGGGGUGGCCGAGAAGUGUGAAGAGGAGGCUGCCCAAAAGAUGGCCGCCUUGGCCCAGGAGGUUCAAGACCUCGGGAAGCUGGCGGAGGAGCGAAGCUGGGAAGUGGAGACCCUACGCUGUCGGCUGGAGGAGCAGCGGCCCGAAGUGAAAAUUCAGAUGCAAGACUCUGCGGCCGCGACUACUGCCCAGUCCAAGCAGCUGAGAGAUGUCGAAAAGAAGCAGGAGUCAGUUGAUGAGGAUGGGGGGAUGGGGCACACUCUGCCCGAGGAGCUUACGAGAGAGUCUGUCAUCACAUCAAGGAGAGAGCUGAAGAAGGCCGAAGAAAGAGUGAAAGAGCUGACCAGAUUACUUGGUGCCCGGCAGGAUGAGCUUGAAACCCUCAACACCUUCCUGGAGGAGCAAGGCAAGGAGGCAGAGGAGGCCAGGAGCCACCACGUGGCAAGGAUCACCGAGCUGACAGCCCUCCUAGAGGAACAGCAGGGCCAGCUGGCCUUGUCUGCCGCGGUACCCCUCACUAGUAGUAGCGCGGAGAGCAAGGUAGAGCCCUCCCUGGCAGAUGAACUGGAAGCCGAGGAGUGGAAAGCAAAGGCGAGAAGAACAGAGUCCGACCUACUGGGGUCCGUCCAACUCUGCGAAGAGAUCAUGGAGGAGAAGACAAAGAUCUCCCAGGAGAGGAAUCAGUUGGAAGCGGAGUGCAAGAGCCUGAAGGAGUCACUCAGGGGCAAGGUGUCGGAGCUGAAGGUGCUGCAAGAGCUUCAUGAAUUCACCCAGAUUGAAGCCGAAUUGACCAAGGAACAAGAGGUGCAGUAUCAAAAUGACAUUGAGGAUCUCAAGAAGAAGCUAGCAGAUCAAGAGAGGUCUCUGGCUGAGCAGUACCGUCAAGAGAUAGCAGAACUGCAGAAGAAGCUCGGCUCCAAGGACAAAGUCCUGGAAGCUGAGUACCAGCGGGACAUAGAUGAGCUACUGAACAAGCUCCGAGAGAAGAGCCAGAGUUUUAAUGCCCUUCAAGAACAAAAUGCGGGUCUCAUCCAAGCUGUGAGCCAGAAGGAGCAGCUGGCAGAAAGUCUUCAAGAACGGCUGAAUCUGUUGAUCAGUGAUGGUGAAUCUGCCAUACAGAAGAUAGUUGAUAGUUCAGAAUCCUCCACUCAGGUCUCACCUGACGUAGUGGGAUUCCUCACCAAUGAAGCAGCUGCUCAAACAGAGGCAGUCCAAGACAAAACGAAUGAGCAAGUAGAGACAACCCUUCCACCUGAUACCCUGCAGCAGAGGGUAGCUGAGCUUGAGUCAAGCGAGGCAGCCUUGCGGCAGGAGUGCCAAGCCCUGACAACAACUGUCAGCAGCCAGGACCAGGAAAUUGAGGUCCUCAAGGAGAUCCUCCAGGAGUACCAACAGGACGAUGGGGAGGCAGACAACCACACCAAAAUUGCAGCUUUUGCCCAACGCAUUGAAGAACUGGAAGAGCAGCUCAAGGCCUCUGCCUCCAGCCACCAGACGCUGCCUCUUCCUGAUGCCAUCCAAAUACCUGUCUCUGGUCAGGAGCUUGAUGCCCUAAUGGAAGAAAAUCAAAGUCUUAUGGAUGCCCUUGCUAGGUCUCAGAGCCUCGGUGAAAAACUUCAAGGAAAGGUACAAGAUCUAGAGAGAACUACGGAACAAGGAGCCAGUACCCAUGCAGAGCUGUCGCGUCUGAGGGAAGAGCUUGGAGUCCUGACCAAGACUAAUUUGUCUCUCUCUGAGAAACUGUCAACGAUUGAGACAUACUGCAGCAAACUGGAGGCAAAGAUUCUCCUGCUGGAAAACUGCCAGAAAAAGGAGGAUAGUCAAGAAAUCCAUCUUGCCUCUGAGGCUGUACAGUGUCAGUUGGAAGACACAGCCUCCCAGAAGGCUGAGUUGGAUCGGAUGGAAGAUGAUUUUAAGAGCAGGAUCAAGCACUUGGAGGAAUGCACCAAGAAAUUGAGACAAGAAAAUCAAGCCUUGAUGGGGAAUUCUCAAGAGUUGGAGCAGGUUAACCAGGAAAGUGCACGCGAGAAGGAAUCUUUACUGGAAGAGCAAGCUGUCCUCAAACAGCUCUUAGAGGAGGGCUCAAGCAAAAUGCACGAGUUGGAAGAGGCAGUGUCUGUACUUAGGAAUCAGUCCAGAGAGGAUACCAAAACAAUUAAAAAUCAAACUGAUGAAAUUGAGAUGCUGCGGCAAGUCCUUGGAGAACAAGAGCAGCAGCUACAGGCCACCAGAGAUGACUACAAGGAUUCUGUCUCACGGAUGCAGGAACUUGAGAGCAUGAUCGAUGCCGUGAACCGUAAAAAUGCUGACCAAGCAAUGGAGAAAGACCAGGAAGAGAAUGAAAUUUGUAGGCUGCGGAGUACUCUGGAGGUCAAGGAAGAACUAUUACAAACCAAGGUGGGGCAAAACUUGGAACUGCAGUCUAGGAUAGAACAUCUGGAAUCUGCCCUGGAUGCCAACAUCGGGAAGCUGCAAGAAAAAAUACAAGCUGAAGCAGAGCAACUUGGUGAAAUUCAGCGGCUACAGGAAUGUUUAGAGGAGCAGGCCAAUCGGCAGAGGAGCAAAGAUGAAAAGUGCAUGAAGCUCGAGGCAGGACUGCAAGACCUAGAGAAUGUCAUGCACUCCAGGAGCACUGAAUGGGAAUCAACCCAAUCGAGGCAGCAGGAGGAGAUCCAGCUGUUGCAGUUAGAGCUGGACAACGUGAGGGACACAUUCAGCCCACUGAGAGACAGCCAUGCAGACUUGCAGGCCACCUUCAGGGACCAGGAGGCCAGGAUCAAGGACAUGCAAGCUGUCAUCACCAAGCAGGAUGAGGAACUUAAGGUUUUCCGAGCCCUACUCGACGAACGCAACCGCAAGGUUCUCCAUCAUGAAGACAAGCAUUACGAGAUGCUAACAAAGAUUGAAAAUCUCGAAAGUGGCCAUUCAAACAAGGAGCACACCAUCAAACAAUUGGAAGAGACCGUCAGCCAACGGGAUGAAGAGCUUCAGCAACUUUAUACAGCUCUAUCGAGUCAAGAAAAAGAGUUCCAUGCUCAGUGCUCAGAGCUCAAAGAGCAGCUGCAGGCGGCCAGAAAUUCCCUCAAUACCAAAGAAGAUCGAAUGAAGCAGCUGGAGGAACUAGUAGAACAGAGAGGUGACGAGGUAGCAUCCUUGCAGCACCAGCUUGGAGAAUACUGCCAACAGAAGCAUAGGUUCCUGACCGAGGUCUCCCAGAAGGAGGAAGAUCUCUGCAGCUUGCAGCAAGCUCUCGAGGAUGCUCAGCAGAGGAACAGGAGUGCCGCCCUGGAGAUCCAAGCCCUGGAGGCCCAGGUGCACCAACUGAAGGCAGAGCUGGAGAAUUUAAAGGUUUCUCCAGACCUGACGGAUGAUGUCAGAAGACUCCAAGCAGAAAAGAACGAGCUCCAGGCCCAGCUGGAGAAGGCCACCAAGAAGUUGCAGCGGAAGACGGCCAACCUGGACAAACUAGACGACGCCUUUGAGACCCUGCAGCAGGACCACUGCUCCCUGGAGGAUAAGUACGAGGAAGAAAAGGCUGAACACCAGCAGACAAAGAACAAGCUACAAGAAGCUGAGGCCAGCCAGGCUAAGCUCAAAGAACGAGACAGACAGAACCAGAGUGUGGAGGAGCUGAUGAAGGCUCACAAGCAGCAGCUGGCGGAGAAGAACCUACGGAUCAACGAGCUGGAGACGGAUCUGCUGAGGGGAACCGAUCCGCUGGAGGAUAAGAUAAGAUCUCUGAGAUCAGAGGUCCAGUACCAAGAGCGUAAAGUGCAACAGUACAAGAAGGAAGCGGAGAAACUCCGCAGCGCUCAGUCACGGCAGGGACCCCAGGCUUCCCAGAAUGUGUCAGCCACGGCGCCUGAGCGGCCCCCUGAAGCCACAGGAGGGUCGGGUAUCAUUGAGAGCUGUGCCAUCUUCGCCAUCAAGGCCGAGAACCACAAGCUGACCAAGGCGCUAGAGAAGGCCAAACGAGAGUUGGAACACAAAGACAUGAAGUACCACGACCAGGUUUCUAAGAAAACGGCAGCGGAACAAGAGACCCGUUACUGGAAGGACAAGGCCAAAUCACUGGCCAGUCAUCUGAAGAGGGCACCUACCAGUCACGUCACUGAUGCGAUCAUUUCAUCGCCACUCAAAGAGCGAGAUGCCAACGACCCAACCAGCCACCAGACCAACCCCAAGAAGUUCAGGCCCAACAAUGCGCCCGGACCCAAAUACGUGGAGAAGAUCUCAGGUCUACAGCCGAGUGGGCAGGCCACAACUGCCGGAGCUCCCCGACAGCCGCUAGAUGACCACAACUGGCUGACCAAGGCGGUCGCAGAGAGGGACGCUGCUGAGGUAGUAAAGGGGAGCGACACUGACGACCCCCAGCAGUGCGCCACUCAGUGAGCGUGGUAGUCCAACCUCCCCCCCCCCCCAUGGCAUUGUAAAUGGUGGCACACGUGAUGGCAGGCCCACCGUCCGGGCAUUGCAAAAUGUGUGAACGCUCAGUACGGCUUGUAACUGUUUUCAACACUGAUCAGUUCAGGAUUCCCUCAUCACACAUCAUAUGUCCCCUUCCUCCCGCCGUACCCAACACAUUCCUCUGCUCAAUCCCCAUACACCCACUCCUAGGUACCUAUGGCCUUGAAUUUCUCCUUAGCCCCCUCCCAACGCUCCUUCUGACCUUUUUUACCAUCACCCCCCCCCAAAGAAAAUCUGCCCAUAUUUCAUAUUCCUGAACAAAUUAAGACUAAAAAGCACAAAGCACUACUCUUUCUCCAGAUGCUGUGUAAAGAUACACCGUUUUAAAUGUAUAAUCUUGUGUCUUUUGUAGUUUCAAAUAAGUAUUCUCGCAUGUAAUGUUUAAAAAAGAACACAGACUUCUAGCACGAAAGAACUGAUAGUUUGUGUUCUCAGCCAAGCCUAUCGUAAAUAAAGUUGGAUGUAACAAUUACACAAUUACAGUUGGACAUAAUAAUUAUAUUUAUAUAAUUCCAUGGCCUAACUUUUAGUGUCUAGUGUACAAAAUAUACUGCACUUGCUUUGAUAGCCCAAUGAAAAGACUAUUUUGAAGGAGAACUCGUUUGACUUUCCCAAUUACAUGCGUUUUCAUUUGCAAAGGAACAUAUCCUCUGCCAGACUGAUUCGUUGUCGACCAGUUUGAGCCUUCUGUGUCAUCUCUUGGUAGAAUAUGUGUUUAAAUUCUGCUUAUGUUCACUAUUCUAACUGUCACUUUUCAGGCAGCUAAUUUAUUUAUUUUGAUUUUUUUUUUGCUUCUUCAUCAACAAAUGUAAAUAAAAAAAAACAUUUACGCCGUC